AUGGAGUGUAACAAUGGUCCUGCAAGGGGUAAGAUAUACUCUGGUGGUCAACUUCUCAGCCAAUCUUGUUCCGGCAGAGCCAGCCUGUAUAAGCUGAUAAGUUCUAGUGAGACCAUUACCACUCAGUUCGGUUCCAGCCUUCUUAAAUAUCCUAUGCAAGCGUUGCCCGCUAUACUGGGUGUCAAAAUGGUGGGGAGCACAAACCCUGUGGCCAUGGCAAGGGACUUUAAAAACCAGCGAGUGGUAGUGACGACACUACCAGAAAGUAACGACCUAAAUUGGCCAAUUCCCCAAGUUCCCGGAGCCAAGUACAGCUGGCUCAAUCAAACCAUGACGAAGCCAUUAUCACGUUGCUGCAGCAAGAACAGCAAAAGCUUUAUCCGCGAAAACGACGUUGCAAGACACAUCACUAAAUUUUGGAAACAUGACAUGAAACUCGGGGUUAGCCGCUGGAACCCACCAACAAGCGAGGCUAGUGCAUACAAGAACUUGUUGCUGGCAAGCUUUUGGCAUUCGGUGGUGAUCAAGGCGUGGAGCGAAUAUAACCUUCAUAGCAUCUCCGUUGCAGCCUUGCCGCAACUGUCUGCAGCUUGGCAAGAAGGUUCAUUUCCACUCCGAUAUGCAAUUACCCGAAGAUGCCCCCAUGCUAAGGAUCACGGCGACCCCUCGUGCUCUGGCCAUGACAAUGAUGAUGGGGAAUUUGGCCGGCCCGUUGAGUGGGUGUUUGGACCAGAUGGAAUAGACUCGCUCCAGAUCAUGCUACGUGGCGUCUCCUGUUACAGACAAAUAAAACUCCAGGUUCUUUUACACAGCCGCCAAUUGGCCGAUGUACAGAAAGAGGCUGCCUCAUAUCCUAUCUGA
Molecule: messenger RNA, 861 nt
Organism: Pochonia chlamydosporia 170
Lineage: Eukaryota; Fungi; Ascomycota; Sordariomycetes; Hypocreales; Clavicipitaceae
Exons: 3
Coding region: 1-861 (286 amino acids)
Source: RefSeq, a predicted model, not a curated record